This is a messenger RNA of Rotaria sordida, 855 nucleotides long. The record is from the annotation of a GenBank genome assembly. NCBI's taxonomy places the organism in Eukaryota, Metazoa, Rotifera, Eurotatoria, Philodinida, Philodinidae.
AUGUUACUUACCAUUUUCAAUAAACUGAAUACGAUUGAUAUGCUCUAUUCAUUGGUAGAUGUAAAUCAGCGAUUUGAUCGAUUAGCACUUGAUUCUCUCGUUAUUGAUCAUCUCAAUUUUGUGAUUAAACGAGAUGAUAUUCAUAGUUCUUCAGUAGAGAUUGAUAUUCUUUCACGAAUUUGUUCGAAAAUCUUACCUCGAAUUAAUGAGAAAAUAAUCAAACUCACUCUUGAAUCACAUUCUAUGGAACGUGUUAUUAAUGCUAUUGAUUAUCCUCGACUCCAUUCAUUAUCAUUAGUCAAUUAUCAACCGGAAAUACUUUUACGGCAUUUAUCAGUGCGUACUGCACUUCAUAUUGAACCAAUAGUUAUUUAUAAUGAAUUAUAUACUGUCUUUGUUGAUGAAGUUCCCCAUCUCAGAACUGUUCAAAGAUGGUCAAAACGGUUUCGUGAAGGUCGAGAGGAAGUUGAAGAUGAAGAGAGACCUGGCAGACCUAUAACGGAGACAACAUCUGAAAAUAUUGAACAAGUUCGCGAUCUUAUUAAUGAUGAUCCUUAUGCUACGAUUGACGAACUUGAAGCACGAAGUGGUCUAAGUCAUGGCACCGUUCAACGAAUUGUUUCUGAUCAUCUGCAGUUUAAAAAAGUCACUGCUCGUUAUGUUGCCAAACAUCUGACUAACUCUCAAAAAGCUGAACGAUCAACUGGUCCAGUUUUAAUUCAUUCUGUUAAACGUGGACAAACAAUCGAUCAUCAGUAUUACAUUAAUAAUUGUUUGAAACCUGUUAUUGAUGAAAUUAAGAAUCAACGGCCUACCGUAGGUACUCGAACAAUUAAACUUCAUCAUGAUAAUUGA